CUGUGAAGCUUCCUUGUCCUGGCCCUGGCUGACAUCUCUUUGAUAACAGAAGGGUUUCCCUAUGCUUUUGCUGAUGUUGGGGUUGGUGAAAGGAAUGUUAACACGACGACCACGUCGCCUCCCUCGUCCUUUUUGCUCGUACACUUGUCUCGUGUGGUGCAACCUCUUGUUUUAUCGUGGCCUGGCCAAUCCGUAUCCGCGUACUGAGGAUCCGUGUACCCUGCGAUGAUCUGCUGGCACGCACUAUGGGGGGAAGGAGAAGAACUUUGGGCAUGGCAUAACUUAAGACUCUGUGCAUAAUCAGAACUGACUCUUACUGGGGAGUGAGUGAGUUUUCUUUGAAAUGAUGCGAUGUGUUUUACUCGCCGGCAUGAAACUUGAAUCGAGAGAUAUUUCCAAGACCUUCAUUCAACUCGCCCAUUCAAACACCAUACAGCAAUUUUUCCAGUCCUGUUGUGUCGGUGGCUGUGAUUCGAGGUCUGCAGCGUGCCUUGGAGAGAGAGAGCCGCAAGCAGUUAGCCCUGCGCCGCCCUUACACUGGAUCGUCCGCCAAUGCACCAUACAGUACCCAAAACUCGACUCGCCCUCCAUUGGUCGUUCCGGCCUUGUCAAAUUAUCCACUAGCCAGCCAGCCGAACCCUCGUCACCACUCACCACUGGCCACUCACCCGUGCACGAAAUCCCCGUCCGAGUUCCUGUUUCCUUGCACAAUCUUCUUCCCAAGCUCCACUUUCUUUAUCUUCCCUCACUCCCAAAAGACAUUCGUUUGUCCGCUUUACUCUCAAACCUAAUAUCGUCCUCCAGCUGCGUCGAGGACUUUACUGUCGCUAUUUCGACUUUGCGGACGACUUCUUGCGAGGAUAAUGCGUGCAGUCGAGAUAUCCCGGUAGUCAUUCACCGUCUGCGGCUACAAUUUCUAUACCCUCGACUUCAACCGCCAACCAUACCCCAGCUACACCGAAAAUAAAUACUCUACGCGCCCAAUUACAACGGUCAGCGUUCAUCGGAUCAAUCCAUCUGCCACAACGCCUGUCGUUUCGAUUUGCGUCGGAAACACUGGGGAAAUAGGGCCAGACGUUUCGAUACGUUUGUCGCUUGAUCGCCUGGAGGCUGGGACGCAUAAUACGAGGU
Messenger RNA from Mollisia scopiformis, 1131 nucleotides. RefSeq lists its product as uncharacterized. The record is from RefSeq and is a predicted model, not a curated record. NCBI's taxonomy places the organism in Eukaryota, Fungi, Ascomycota, Leotiomycetes, Helotiales, Mollisiaceae. The transcript has a single exon. The coding region runs from base 344 to 967 and encodes 207 amino acids.